Hipposideros armiger (great roundleaf bat) is the source of this 1005-nucleotide messenger RNA. RefSeq names its product transmembrane protein 190 (gene TMEM190). Bases 1 to 621 code for a protein of 206 amino acids. Lineage: Eukaryota; Metazoa; Chordata; Mammalia; Chiroptera; Hipposideridae. The record is from RefSeq and is a predicted model, not a curated record. Gene Ontology annotation, biological process: hematopoietic progenitor cell differentiation. Gene Ontology annotation, cellular component: inner acrosomal membrane. The transcript has 4 exons.
AUGGUGGGGUCUGGGAUCCCAGCUUUGAGCCUCUUCUUGCUGAUACAAGGCUCAGUAGAUGGGAAUGGAAUCCAGGGGUUUUUCUAUCCAUGGAGCUGUGAGGGAGACAUAUGGGACCGGGAGAGCUGUGGGGGUCAAGCAGCACUUGAGAACCCCAAUCUCUGUCUGCGUCUGCGAUGCUGCUACCGAGAUGGGGUCUGCUAUCACCAGCGGCCGGACGGUGAGUGGAAGCUGGGGUCCCCGGGGUGGGGGCUUACAGCUGGGAUCCCUGGGUCUCAAAGCUCCAAACUUUGUUCAGAAAACAUGCGGAGGAAGCACAUGUGGGCGUUGGGCUGGACAUGCGGAGGCCUCCUCUUCCUGAUCUCCAGCAUCUGCUUGUUCUGGUGGGCCAAGCGCCGGGAUAUGCUGCACCUCCCAGGGUUCCUACAGGACAAAUGCAACCUGUCCAGGACUGUGUCUCUGUUAUCCAAGGACCGGGGAACUCUGAGCGAAAAGAAGGGAUCCAUGGGCAGCACGCAAGCCUCCAUGCCUUUGGAGGGGACCCUGGACAUCUCAGGGGCCACUGAAGGGGAAGGGACAGAAGGGGGCGAAGAAACGGAAGGUGGGGAGGACGAUGAUUAGGGGCACCCCUGGGGGGACCCCUCAAUACAGAUAUAGCACACAGACACCUGAUCUCUUUUCUGGGAGCCAUGGGAGCAGGAGGCAGAUAUGACCUUGAGGCAGGGAGUGUGUGUGUGUGUGUGUUUGAGUGACAGGGAGCUGGACUGUGAUCAUGGAGCAUGUGAGCUGAGUGGGUAGAAUGAGAGGGGUCUGAGGGUAAGUAGAGAGGAUCUGAGCUGAGGGGUACCUGGGCAGAUGGGGGCCCCAGGCUGAUUGAGGGGGACUGGGCUGUGAUUAUGGGGUGUUGGGACUGAGGGGGUCUGAAAUGAGGGAUGAGGGUGUCAAGUGGGGGUAGCCUGGGCUUGAUGGGGCUGAGAGGGCAGCUAGGCUGAGGGAUGCCUGAAC